Molecule: messenger RNA, 2241 nt
Organism: Amoebophrya sp. A25
Lineage: Eukaryota; Dinophyceae; Syndiniales; Amoebophryaceae
Source: the annotation of a GenBank genome assembly
CCGCGCGGUCACCUGCGCCGCCGGCGACUGCAGAGUCCGUUCCAGUGCAGUUAUCAGCGCCUCUAACUUUGGAACAGGAUGAUGUUGCUGAAGGUUUGAUCCUGGAAGAACCAGAGCAGGACGACCAGAAAGACAGGGACACGUCUUCCCCUAGAUCCGCAAAUCGGCAGCGAAAACGCGAAAUGAAGAGGCAAGUGCGGCGAGAAAAGCGUGCAAAGGUGAAAUACGAUGCACUUGAGAAAGUCUGCGACGUCUUCGGUUGGCAGGAAGUACUAGCUGGAGAAAGGACGAUUUUUACCGAACAAGCUGGGAUUAGAAUUAGUGGUCUCCAUGAGAGUAAUCUAGGAGCAAGUACGUCUCCAGGUCCUGCAGCAACCUACGUGGCUCGUGAGGAUGUAGAUUUGGCCUCCCUUCCGCCUGAAGUGCGCGAAGCAUGGAAAAUGAGGCAAAUCCAACAGCGUGAGCAAGCAAAACGAAAGGAGCCGGCUUCAGAAACGACCUUGAGAGCUUUACGAGACAAAAUCCUAGAGCGCUUUGGCUACGAACCAGCGGAAAGUGUUAGGCCCCGAAGGCUAGAAUAUGACUGUGGGGAAACAGCUCCCGGCAUCGAUAAUACUCCUGCUGAGAACAAGUCGCUGGAAUGCAGCAUCACAGUUGCACCUGCCAAAGAAGUCGAGUCUCACAUGCAGCAUAUGAAAGAGCAUAUACAGAUACCAACUCCUAUUACUUCCUCAAAUUCUCCUGCGAGUGCGGCGAGGGAAGUGGACCACAGCACUGUCACGACUCUAUACCCCUACCGUCCCUACGCCUUUUUGCCUGCAGAACUUCCCUCAGCCCGCUCGCUCCAGUUUGUCGACGAUUUCUUUCGCCGAGGACAACACUACGCGGCGAAGUUUUCGGCGCAGGAAGCCUCCUUACUCGAGCAGCUGCAUCGCCUGGAAUGCGAUGGGGACACGAUAGUCAUUGAUCUUGGAUGUGGCAAUGCGACUCUCGUUAUUUUAGCGCACUUAGUGUUUGGGAGUUACGCCGUCGGAAUCGAUCGUCGGACGCCUCACGCUAACUGUCAAGGCGAAAGAUAUUUCACUGAUUUCAAUCCACCCAUCGAUUUUUUGCGCAUAGAGGACUGCGUCUCUAGGUGGCAAGCGAUCUGGUCGAUGAUUGAAAGCGAGGUUGUGAGAAAACACUUUAUCAUGGGAAGAAGAGAUCAUGUUCAGAAAGCGAAACAGAUCAAGCUUGUUGUGCUCUGUAAGCAUUUGUGUGGUACAGGAACAGAUUACUGCAUUCAGUUCAUGGAGAAACUCUCGCAAAUCACGAAAGUCGAUGACACCGUAGACAUUACGCUCGCAGGUGCUGUUUUUGCAACCUGUUGCACGCAUAAGAUUAGCACUGACCCUUCUGGCACAGACUUGCGGUUUUUCGUAAAAUACUAUGGAGCCAGCACCACACACGGUACCAGUGCUGCAGUUUCGGAUUCUUGCGAAAAUCUCACACGAGCACACGAGGAUGAUAACUCGACUACAACAUCAUCUUCAAGCCUUCCUUCGCCAACUAGACGACCUGGUGCAAGCUCUGCCGACUUUCAGACACCCUUGCUGUCUUCGCACAUCCCGGAAUUCUCGCAAUUGUGCCGCUGGGCAGCCUGGCGCAAUACAGAGCAGAGCGCUGACUCAAAGCUGAGCGAGGAGCAUAUCAGAAUUGCGGAGAUUUGUGACGAUGUAGUGCAAGCGAUGCGCAUGAAAAAGCUGCGGUCCUUUUUCAGAACAGUGCGUCAGAUUACCUACGUUCCGACAUCCAAUAGUAUGCAAAAUCGGGCGAUCAUCUGCGAAACGCUGCCAGCGACUGCGGAGAAGGGAAAUCAAGACGAAAACGAUACUAGGAACAGGGAUGUAGUAGAAGAAGUACAUGAAACUACUGUGUGCUGCACACCAGUGUUAGAUCACAUCAAUAGUCGCCUGUCGCCUUGGCUUGCGGCUGGCUCAGAUCUUGCCUCGCCCUUUGACCUAGCCUCUUUUCAUGAGUUGUUGGAUGCGUGUGAGGCAAGACAUCGCCGCCACCUCCCAGUGACUUUGGCGGCACAUGAUUUGUACAACAAUGAUGAGUAAGCACAAGAUUUUUCCGCUUUAAGAAGAAAACUGACAUGUUCCUCCACAUCCUCUAUCAAUCUAUCAGUUAUCUUCUCACAGAAGUUAAGCUGUAGGAGUAAAAGCGCAACUGUGUUUAUUGCUGAAAAGUGCUUGUAUC